CAACCUAUUGGCUCUACUGAUGAACAACCUAAUGGCUCUACUGGUGAACAACCUAGUGGCUCUACUGGUAAACAACCUAUUGGCUCUACUGGUAAACAACCUAUUGGCUCUGCUGAUGAACAACCUAAUGGCUGUACUGGUGAACAACCUAUUGGCUCUACUGAUGAACAACCUAUUGGCUCUAGUGCCGGGAAACAACUUCCAAAUGAAGAUGUUGACCAUGGGCCUACCGUUAUGAAUUUUAGGAAUCAGGUGAAUGCAAAAUUAGAGGUGCUCAAAACAAAGAAAAAGUUGCUAGAGGACAAAAGACGUAAAACAAAAGAGGAAGAGAAGGCAAUGUGGUCUUCAUACUUUACUGAACGAGAAGAGAAAGAGGUUCCUAGAAUGAUGCAAGAAAAUGAAUGGAAGAUUGAAAUGCACAUGAAACUAGAUGAGUUGAAAAGGAUGUCAGAAAAAUAGAGCUAACCAGAAAAUGUUAAA
Molecule: messenger RNA, 480 nt
Organism: Amphimedon queenslandica
Lineage: Eukaryota; Metazoa; Porifera; Demospongiae; Haplosclerida; Niphatidae
Product: serine-repeat antigen protein-like
Exons: 1
Source: RefSeq, a predicted model, not a curated record